Messenger RNA from Coffea eugenioides, 2903 nucleotides. Its product is annotated as pentatricopeptide repeat-containing protein At1g08610. NCBI's taxonomy places the organism in Eukaryota, Viridiplantae, Streptophyta, Magnoliopsida, Gentianales, Rubiaceae. The record is from RefSeq and is a predicted model, not a curated record. Gene Ontology annotation, molecular function: protein binding. The transcript is spliced from 3 exons. Bases 368 to 2101 code for a protein of 577 amino acids.
UUUUGGGGCACAAGCCCAAAGGUAGCGCUUUUCUACGCUGUUCGAUACUUCUGUAUAUGGCACAAAAAGUUACUUCUGCCGAAGCUGUGGAAUUUCUGCUACUCUAAUGUCCAUUCCUGUUCUUUUGGUUUCUAAUCGGCUGGAAAGGUCAAAGAAAGCCUAGAAUCUGCUUGUUGUAUUGAUCUAAGUUGGAGGAAAGGCAACAUAUUCUGAGCUACUUCUGGUUGUUUGAAUUAGUGUAUAUCUCGGCUCAUAAGAAAAGGGUUGUGCUUGCCUGUUUUGGCCUGAAGAAAGGUUUCUGAUUGUCAAGUUAAUGGCAUGUAUCUUAUCAUUGACUUUCUUUUUAGCAUCAGUCUAGUGGAAAGAAAUGGCUAACUCGCUAGUACCACAAAAAUCUAUGGUUGAGUUUCCCAAUCUGCAAGGGUCGCAUUCAGUAAUAAGCCAAAAAGACAUCAUCUCUGGCACAAACCAUUGUUUUCCAAUCAGAAAUAUUAGCUAUUCGGUCAAGUGUACUUGCAAGACUCGAUCACAUCUGCAGUGGGUCAGAUUUGUUGGUUCAAGAAGAAGUGCUUCUGAUAUUAUAUGUAGAAGCCAGCUGCUAGGGGUUUGUGUAGAUAGGGUUGCUAGUAGCGACCAAAGUAAUGAGAAAAUGGACAAUCAUGAGAUGAGUUCCUCAAAGAAGUAUCUCAAAUCUUUGAAGGUUUCCUUUGAUGGACCUCUUAUAGAGAAUGAUGAGAAAUCUAACAAUGAAAUCCUUCAAAACCUUUGUAGCUAUGGGAGAUUGCUUGAUGCAUCAAAAUUAGUUGAACUGAUGGCGCGUCGGAACCAAAUUCCGCAUUUCUCUUCCUGUAUAAACUUGAUCAGGGGUCUUGUCAAUCUUGAUCGCCUAGAUAAAGCUGUCAAGGUCCUGGAACUCAUGGUGAUGUCAGGUGGGAUUCCAGAUAUUAUUACAUAUAACAUGUUAAUUGGUGGUAUGUGUAGGAAGGGACAAUUAAAAUCUGCUCUUGAUGUCUUGGCAGACAUGAGCAUGAGUGGUUGCUGUCCAGAUGUUAUUACUUACAAUACAUUAGUACGUGCCAUGUUUGAUUGUGGUAGGUUUGAUCAGGCCAUUCAGUUUUGGAAGGAACAACUCAGAAGGGGAUGUCCUCCUUAUCUCAUUACUUAUACGGUCCUUAUCGAGCAAGUCUGCAAGUACUGUGGGGUUGUAAGAGCAAUAGAAGUAAUGGAAGAUUUAGCUGUCGAGGGAUGUUACCCGGACCUUGUUACCUACAAUUCUAUGAUAAGUUUUACUUGUAAACAAGGAAACUUUGGUGAUGCAGCUUUAGUGAUUUAUAAUCUUUUAUCACGUGGAAUGGAGCCCAAUGCUGUAACAUACAAUACUCUUCUCCAUUCUCUUUGCUCCAAUGGGCGUUGGGUUGAAGUUGAUGAAAUCCUCAUGCUCAUGAAUGAUACAUCACACCCUCCUACUUUAAUCACUUACAAUAUCCUGAUUAAUGGUUUGUGCAAGCAUGGGCUUCUUGAUCGUGCUAUAGACUUUUUGGAUCAGAUGGUUUCCAAGGACUGUUCUCCAGAUAUAAUCACAUAUAACACCCUUAUACGUGCUCUUUUCAGAGAGGAAAUGUUAGAUGAAGCUAUCCAAGUUUUAUAUUGCUUAGUCCAAACCACAACUUCUCCUAGUUUGAUUACUUUCAAUAUCAUGAUUGAUGGGUUGGCAAAGAAAGGUUUGAUGGAAAAAGCCAUGGAACUGUAUGGUCAUAUGAUAGAGCAGGGAAUUGUUCCUGAUGACAUUACAUAUCGAUGUCUGAUUUGGGGUUUCUGUAGGGCAGAUCUACUUGAAGAGGCUGUGGAACUAUUAAAGGUUAUGGGAAAUAUCAAACACAGGAUCAGAGAUAAUUGUUACAGAUUUAUUAUACACAGACUAUGUAAGAAAAAGAAAGUUGACACAGCUAUACAAGUUCUUGAAAUGAUGAUGUCAAAUAAACGCAAGCAUCAUGCUACUCUUUAUUCCAGCAUUAUUGAAGGAGUAGCUGCCACUGGUCUAAUUGAAGAAGCUGAAAUGUUGAGGCAGAAAUUGCGGGAAAGGAAGGUCCUCAGGGUAUAGAACUCUGAUUCGCUAAAGCAAGCAUAUGCCUGAUGUGGUUCAUCACUGGCAUGUUGUAUCUCAGAGUCACACUAUUCACAUCAAGUUGUCGAGGAAUUUACUCCAAAAGGGUUUUGUUAUUCUUACAAACAAUUAACGUGUCAUUUUUGCCUUGUUUUGUAAAGUGGAUGCAGCAAAUGACGACUUUUUCCUCAAACAAAGAUCGAGCACAGAAUAAAUAAAUGAAGAUCACUCAGUUCGAUUGGAUCAUGCUAAUUUUUGCGCUUAACUGGUACAGAAAAUUGGAAACAAACAUUGAACCAAAUGGAAUUUUAAAAAAAAAAAAAAAAAACAAAGUGAAAGAACCAGAUGGUUGAUUGCACAAGCAUUGAUUGGAUCUUUGAGAGCACAGCAGAUAAGGGUGCUUCUGCCUUCUGGUGCAAUCACAUUGUGCAACGCUACAACGCAAAUAUGAUCGGCAGCCAGGAUAAACAUGUUUUCACGGACUCUAUAUGUUCAGGGGUUGCCUCAAACGCGAAGAUAAAAUAAGUUGGCCUGAGCUGCAUUUUCGUGUGAAACUGACUGUAAUCUUCUAUCACUUUUCUUAAGCGCCAUCUACGAAAUGUAACACAGGAAGAUUUCCUUCAGCGUGUGCCUAGCAACAAUGGUGUUGUCAGUUCCUUCAUGGAAAAGUAAUUGGACAGAUAUCUCGCACUUAAAAAUGGUGUUAACAAUUAUUGCCUCGUGGCAGAGAGGAAGCAUACAAGAAACUAGAGGUUCUAGCUUAACGCAAUACAAGAAUUUUAUGGACGCAUUCCAAAGA